Molecule: messenger RNA, 2001 nt
Organism: Sapajus apella (tufted capuchin)
Lineage: Eukaryota; Metazoa; Chordata; Mammalia; Primates; Cebidae
Gene: DMKN
Product: dermokine
Exons: 20
Coding region: 107-1684 (525 amino acids)
Biological process (GO): cornified envelope assembly
Source: RefSeq, a predicted model, not a curated record
ACAUGGAGGGAGGGAGGACAAGGAGUCACACAGACACAGAGCAAGGGCGGCCAGGAGGAGACCCUGGUGGGAGGAAGACACUGGAGAGAGAGGGGGCUGGGCAGAGAUGAAGUUCCAGGGGUCCCUGGCCUGCCUCCUGCUGGCCCUCUGCCUGGGCAGUGGGGAGGCUGGCCCCCUGCAGAGUGGAGGGGAAGACACUGUGGCAAAUGUUGGGGAAGCCAUUGGACAUGGCAUGGGAGAUGCCCUGAGCCAAGGGGUUGGACAGGCCAUUGGCAAAGGGGCCGGAGAGGCAGCCAGCUCUGGAGUCAGUGAGGCCCUUGGCCAAGGGACCAGAGAAGCCAUCAGCACUGGAGUCAGGCAGAUUCCCGGCUCCGGCACAGCAGAUGCUUUGGGCAACAGGGUGGGGGAAGCAGCACACGCCCUGGGAAACACUGGGCAUGAAAUUGGCAGACAGGCUGAGGAUAUCAUUCGACACGGAGCAGAUGCCGUCCGCGGCUCCUGGCAGGGGGUGCCUGGCCACAACGGUGCUUGGGAAACUUCUGGAGGCCAUGGCAUCUUUGGCUCUCAAGGUGGCCUUGGAAGCCAGGGCCAGGGCAAUUCUGGAGGUCUGGGGACUCCAUGGGGCCAGGGAUACCCCGGAAGCUCAACAGGCAGCUUUGGAACCAAUCCUCAGGGAGCCUCCUGGGUUCACGGAGGCAAUGGAGGGCCACCAAACUUUGGGACCAACACUCAGGGAGCUGUGGCCCAGCCUGGCUACGGUUCAGUGAGAGGCGGCAACCCGAAUUCAGGGUGCACUAACCCCCCACCAUCUGGCUCGGGUGGAGGCUCCAGCAACUCUGGGGGAGGCAGCAGCUCAGAGUCGGGCGGCAGUGGCAGCAAUGGUGGCAGCAAUGGUGGCAGCAGUGGCAAUGGCAGUGGCAGCAACAGUGGUGGCAGCAGUGGCAACGGCAGUGGCAGCAACAGUGGUGGCAGCAGUGGCAACGGCAGUGGCAGCAACAGUGGUGGCAGCAGAGGUGACGGCGGCAGUGAGUCCUCCUGGGGAUCCAGUUCCGGCUCCUCCUCCGGCAACCACGGUGGGAGCGGCGGAGGAAAUGGACGCACCCCUGGGUGUGAAAACCCAGAGAAUGAAGCCCGCGGGACCGGGGGAUCUGGGGUUCAGGACUACAGAGGACAGGGAGUUUCCAGCAACAUGAGGGAAAUAAGCAAAGAGGACAAUCGUGUCCUUGGAGGCUACCGAGACAAUAAUCAGAACUCGGAGACGUCUCCUGGGCUGUUUAACUUCGACACUUUCUGGAAGAAUUUUAAAUCCAAGCUGGGUUUCAUUAACUGGGAUGCCAUAAACAAGAACCAAGUCCCCCCGCCCAGCACCCGGGCCCUCCUCUACUUCAGCCGACUCUGGGAGGAUUUCAAACACAAAACUCCUUUCCUCAACUGGAAAGCAAUUACUGAGGGUGUGGACGCGACAUCACUGCAGAAGCGUUCAGGCAGCGCCGAUCAGCCAGGUGUAGGAUGGCAGGAGGUGGCAGCUGUAACUUCCAAGAACAACAAUUAUAACCAGAAUGCCUAUCCCACUGCCUAUGGUGGGCAGUACUCAGUCAAGACCCCUGCUAAGGGGGGAGUCCCGCCUUCUUCCUCAGCUUCCCGGGUGCAACCUGGCUUGCUGCAGUGGCUGAAGUUUUGGUAGACAAUUUCUUCCAACCACUACCAAGGCCCUGAAAAGCACUGGUCAUCAGGGAACUCCUCCCCUUGGCCCCCAGCCUGUGCCAGCCCUGGCUCGGCUGCUGCACACCCCCCUUUCCCAGGCUGGGGACCCGGCUUGUCUCUCCUGUUUCCUACCAUUGCACGGUGGUGCUUCAGUGACUGCCAGCCUCGUCAGCUACACCAGCCGCUUUCUCUACUUGCUCCAUUUUGUGACCUGAAGGCACUGUGACAGGUUUCCAGGAAGGAGGAGCUUCCGACUUUUGAGUUUCUCUGUGGAAAUAAAACAUGAAUCUUGUUUCC